Epinephelus fuscoguttatus (brown-marbled grouper) is the source of this 2074-nucleotide messenger RNA. RefSeq names its product potassium channel, subfamily K, member 18 (gene kcnk18). The record is from RefSeq and is a predicted model, not a curated record. The transcript has 3 exons. Gene Ontology annotation, molecular function: potassium ion leak channel activity. Gene Ontology annotation, cellular component: membrane. Gene Ontology annotation, biological process: potassium ion transmembrane transport; stabilization of membrane potential. Lineage: Eukaryota; Metazoa; Chordata; Actinopteri; Perciformes; Serranidae. Bases 97 to 1281 code for a protein of 394 amino acids.
AGCCAAGCUGACGGACGCGCAGUCGCUCUCCACACGGACUGUAGGGCUGUGGAGGAAGAGGCAGAGGAGGAAGAGGACAAAACAAGAAGAAAAACGAUGUCAAUGACCAUGAAGAAAGGAAUAAGUGCUAAGGCUGAGUCCAGAAAAUGUGCUGCACGUUUCUGGAGGCUCUUUCCUCACCUUUUGCUGUCUCUGUCUCUGGUUGCAUACGCUGCGCUGGGUGCACUCAUGUUCGAGCAUAUUGAAGGGAAGAAUGCAUUGACUACAAACCAGGAAUACCAUGAGUUCCUGGGUCAGAUUGUCAGCACCAUCCAGAACCUCACCAAUAACGCCUCCACACACCAACACAUGGUGCAGCAAGUGGAGAGUAAGAUGCAUGCCUUCAAGUCCAUAUGGUUCCAGAGACCUGACAGAUGGGAUUUUUUUGGCUCCAUGUUCUUCUGUUGCACUGUCUUUACAACAGUUGGGUAUGGGGAGAUCUAUCCAGUUACCUUGACUGGUAAGGUGGUGUGUGUCUUGUAUGCCAUGGUGGGCAUUCCUCUCAUGCUUCUGGUUAUCCUCGAUGUGGGAGACUUUCUCGCUUUGCUGAUGUCCAGAGGCUAUGUGCGCAUUCACACCCUCUGCAAAACCCUUCGUUCCCACACCUGGUCUCGGAAGAGAGGAAAGGACCUGAGACUCGAGAACAGCACCUGUGUUUUCAGCCAUAACGUUUUGGUCCAUGAACCCCUCGACAUCCGGCAGGUACUGCACAGCCAGGCAGAUGUACGGCAAAAGUCCAUCAAGCUCCAAAACAACAAAGAGAUCUUUGAGAAGAUUCUCAUUAGGGAGAAUUUACUAAGAAAAGGCCCACUGCUCAGAACCCUAUCCUGUCCAGAGCUAGACCGGCUGCCACCACCUAAAAAAGGAUAUACCAUUUGGGACUUCACGGGCUUAGGGGAUGGAAUGGAAAUGCUGGAUGUACCCUUUGUUCUGAUUCUGUUUAUCGUGUUUGCCUACAUUUUUCUUGGCGGCUUGAUUUUGCCAUUGUGGGAAAAAGAAUUCAAAGGCUUUGACCCCUUCUACUUCUGCUUUAUCACACUCACUACCAUUGGUUUUGGUGACAUUGUUCCCCAUCACCCUAAGUACUUCAUGCUUACCUCACUCUUCAUCAUUGUCGGGAUGGCUAUCAUGUCAAUGGCUUUCAAGCUCGGUCAAACACGAAUUGUAAGCUGCUAUCGCCAGUGCAUCAAGUUCAUCAGCAGGGGAAAUGUGGAGACGUUCCAAAAUAAAGAGAAUGAUUAAGUCAACAAGAGAAUCUCUGCCUCUUAUCGAAGAGGUGUACAAGGUCACACUCCUGGUUUUGACACAGGCCCAAAACAGGAGUCUGUGUGAACUUGUGCAGUGAAUUCUUUGUGCUGGCUGUUCGGUUAUAAGCAUGAGCAAAUUAAAAAGUGUGCAUGUGCCAAAUGCUUUUUCCCAGUGAAGGAGGGUGAUAUUCAAGACGAUUCCUAUCAAGAAGAACUUCAAAUUCUGCAUAUGUAGCUGCAGUAUUUUGCCAAGAAAUGAUUAUUAGAUGUACUUUAGUACUAUGUGGCACUUGUAAUGCCUUGAGGCCAACAUAGGGUGGAAAUAAUAGUGUUGCAUUUGAUUACAAGACAGAACUCUUGAUUUCUUACUCCCUUCUGGGAAAACCAAAUAAAAUUGCCUUUUAUAUUCAGUUUUGUUUGUUCAUUUAAACUUCACUGAAUGACAUGAUGUCAAAUGAACAUGGCUGCCCACACGCUCAGCAGACACAACCCAAGCACCAGAAUAAAUGUUGGCAAUGUACAUUUCUUCAAACCAGGGACUUGUAGCAUUUCUAUAUUAUUGUGUAGAAAAUAUAUAGAAACGUAUAGGUUUUUUUGUUUCAACAAUGAUCAUUAUGUGUCCUCAGAUACCUGGUUUUGGUGGCACAGUAGCCACUGGAGAUGCCAUCGAUGUCAUAUUUAUUGGCAACUAAUUUGGUCAGGAUUUUUUGUCCACUAGGUUGAUUAUUCAUUGCACCCAAAAGCACAUGAGACAAAUAAAACAAAGAUGUAACAGACAGGGAGGUUAA